Quercus robur (English oak) is the source of this 2442-nucleotide messenger RNA. RefSeq lists its product as uncharacterized. NCBI's taxonomy places the organism in Eukaryota, Viridiplantae, Streptophyta, Magnoliopsida, Fagales, Fagaceae. Gene Ontology annotation, molecular function: zinc ion binding. Bases 1 to 2442 code for a protein of 813 amino acids. The record is from RefSeq and is a predicted model, not a curated record. The transcript is spliced from 5 exons.
AUGGUUGACUUCACAUUUGACCUUGAAAUUCAUGUUGAGGGAUGUUUUGUGGAGGAGCCAACCAUACAAUAUGUGGGUGGGUCUGUACGUUUACUGACAGAGAUUGACCCUGACAAGUUGAGUUACUUUGAAAUUCGGGAUUUAUGCCAUCUAGUUGGUGCUCCUAAGGAACACAGUAGAUAUAAGUAUUUAAUUCCUGAUGGUGAUCUACAACAUGAUUUAAGAGACAUAGAAACAGAUACAGAUGUCGUAAACAUGACUAACCUUCAUAAGGCAUGGUAUGUUGAAAAAAUCAUAAUCUAUACUGACAUAGAUGUGGAGCCAUUGGCAGUUGAGUAUCCUGAUGCAAGGGGAGUGGCAGAUGGUGGUGUAGGUGGUGAUGGAGGGAGAGUGGCAGAUGGUGUAGGUGGUCAUGCAGGUGGUGAUAAUGUUGAAGGAGAUGAUGAUGAUGAUUGGCUAAAUGAAGGCCUAGAGGGGGAUGGCUUUGGUGAUGAUGUAUUUGCUGCUCAAAACUCAGCUCCACAAGGUUCUGCUCCCAAUACAAAUCCAAAAUCAAGCAAUGCACCCCACACAGCCCCAGAAUCAAGCAAUGCACCCCACACAGACCUUGAAUGGGCUGAGCCAGCCCUUGAGGAUGACCUGAAGGAGAUGAAGUUCCUUAAUGCAAAGGUGUUCAGAGCUGCUUUGAGGGAGUAUGCAAUUAAAAAACCUAUUGACAUCAAAUUCAAGCUUAAUGAGAAGACCAAGAUAUCAGUUCAUUGCAAGAAUGGGUGUGGGUGGAGAUGUUAUGCAUCUCAAAUAAGUGGAGAGCUAACAUUUCAAAUUAAGACCUUGACUGAUGACUGUACUUGUCCCAAGUCUUUCAAAAACAGCCAAGCAACAUCAGCUUAUGUUGCUAAGAGGUUCAUUGAGGAUUUUAGCAAAAAUCCAAAUUGGGAGGUGAAUGGUGUACACAACCAUGUGAUGCAAAAUUUAUCUGUUGACCUAAGUGUAAACCAAGUGUAUAGGUCAAAGAGAAAGGCAAAGGAUUUGAUAAAUGGAGAUGAGCAACUGCAAUAUGGUGUCCUUAGGGACUAUGCACAAAUGAUAACCACUGUAGACAAGGGGAGUAGGGUUAUACUGCAGACAGAAAUGGCUAAGGAGACUUCCCAACCAAAAUUUAAGAAGAUGUAUGUUAGGUUCAAUGCUCAGAAGGUAGGAUUUUUAGGUGGAUGCAGGCCAUUUAUAGGUUUAGAUGGUUGUCACAUAAAGCACAGAUUUGGUGGGCAAAUCUUAUCUGCCACUGCCAAGGAUGCAAAUGACAACAUUUUUCCAGUAGCCAUGACUGUUGUGGAACAAAAAACCAGGGAGUCUUGGAUAUGGUUUUUGGAAAUUUUUGCUGAUGAUAUAGGGAGGCCAGAGGAGCUUCAGUUGGUCUUCAUUUCUGAUAAGCAAAAGGGGCUUAUACCUGCAAUAGACACAUUAUUCCCUACCGUGGAGCAUAGAUACUGUGUGAAACACAUCUACAACAAUUUCAAAGUUGAUCACAAGGGAUUGGAGCUGAAGGAUGCAUUGUGGAGGUGUGCUGCUGCCACAACAGUAAGGGAGUUUGAGAGAUGCAUGCAAUACAUAAGGGAUUUGGAUGAAAAGGCAUAUGAGUAUCUUGCAAACAUUGCACCUGCACAGUGGACAAGGUCACACUUCACUCCUAGGGCCUUAACAGAUUGUUUGGUAAAUAAUUUGAUUGAGUCUUUUAAUGCAAUGAUAUUGAAGUCUAAGGACAAGCCUAUCUUGGCAAUGUUGGAGUGGAUUAGGGUUAGACUUAUGACUAGGCUUUACACAAAAAGGGAAGGGAUACAGAAGUAUGCUGGAAAGUUGUGUCCAAGCAUACAAGAUAGGUUAGAGAAAUUGAAGGUUGAAAGUAAGGCAUUUAGUGCUACCCUAGCUGGUAGUUUCCUUUAUGAGGUAGGCAGUCAAUAUGAGAGGCAUGUAGUUGAUUUGGUGAAGAAGACAUGUAGCUGUAGGUCUUGGGAUUUAAAUGGCAUUCCCUGCAAACAUGCCAUAACAGCCAUUUAUACAAACAUUGAGACACCAGAAGACUAUACCCACCCAUGCUACUUCAAAGAAACUUACAUAGAGAUAUACAAGGGGGUACUUCCUCCCAUGCCUGGCCAGUCAGAAUGGGCUGAGACUGGACAGCCUGCUCCCUUGGCACCUCACAUAUACAAACCAUUAGGCAGACCACCCAAGCAAAGAAAGAGGACUUCUGAUGAGCCUAGGAACCCUUACAAAGCAAGUAGACAGAACAGACCUGUAAGAUGUGGGAAAUGCAAAAAGGAAGGGCAUAACUCAAGAGUGUGCAAGGCUGACAUCACUGGGGAGACACCAUGGCAGAGGAGACAGAGACUUCAAAGAGAAAAAGCUGCAAGGGAAAGGGUGCCUGCACCUCAGCCUGCACCUUAG